CCCACAUGUACCCACCCUCAUAAUCACGUUGUUAUCAAAUAUUUAUAAAUGGGGUGGCUGCCGGAAAACACAUGGUAUCACCAUUCUCAAAUAGGAGAGAGAAAGGAGCUACAUAGAGAAAGAGUGGCAUCGCUGGAUUUCCUAAUCUUCCUGGGUAAUGCCUUUUCCCCUUCAGGUCUUAAAACACGAGCUAAAGGGAUUAAUACUUUCUAGGAUAUGGAGCAAAUUUGCCUCUGGUCAGAUUGCCACCAGCUUAGGAUCUUUCAAUUCCAGGAACUCCUUGACUGGCGAUUUCUCAUCCUCGGAGAGUUUCUUGUUUCCUUUGUCAACUGCACUUAGUGAAUUAAAUGACCAGUAUAGGAAGGUAGAGCAUAUCUUCAAAAUUGAUGAUGAAGCCUUGUUAGUGCACCCGUACAAUGCAUUGCUGAUACACAUUGCAUUAAGGUUAAGAUCGUUUGGAGACCCGCAUGGAACAUCGCUCAUAGCUAAAGUCGCAAGAAUGGAAAGGUUCACAAUUAUAAAGGAAGUUGGUAAUGGUACGUUUGGAAGUGUCUGGAGAGCUCUAAGCAAGCAGUCUGGUGAAGUGGUGGCGAUCAAAAAAAUGAAGAAGAAAUAUUAUUCAUGGGAAGAAUGUAUAAAUCUGAGAGAAGUCAAGUCACUGAGGAAAAUGAACCAUCCAAAUGUAGUAAAGUUGAAGGAAGUCAUAAGGGAAAAUGAUGUAUUAUGCUUUGUCUUUGAAUAUAUGGAAUGCAAUCUAUACCAGCUUAUGAAGGACAGGAAAAAACCUUUCUCAGAAGUGGAUGUGAGAAACUGGUGCUUCCAAGUAUUUCAAGGUCUCGCGUAUAUACAUCAACGUGGAUACUUCCAUCGUGACCUCAAGCCAGAGAACUUGCUUGUAACAAAGGAUACCAUAAAAAUUGCUGAUUUUGGUCUUGCUCGAGAGAUCAAUUCUCGGCCUCCAUUCACUGAAUACGUCUCAACACGCUGUGAGGCAGAUGAGAUUUACAAGAUAUGCUGUGUAAUUGGUAGUCCAACCAACACCGAAUGGCCUCAGGGGCUUGAACUUGCUAGUGCUAUCAACUAUCAGUUUCCUCAAGCUGCUAGGGUUCAUCUUUCUGCAUUGAUGCCAGGUGUCAGUGAGGAUGCAGUUAAUCUCAUCUCAUCAUUGUGUUCGUGGGAUCCUUGCAAGAGGCCAACAGCCAUGGAGGCCCUUCAACAUCCUUUCUUCCAGAGUUGCUUUUACAUUCCACCAUCUCUGCGUGCUAAGCCUGCUCUCACGAAAACGCCUCCUGUUGGAGCUAGUGUGGAACAAAAAAGUGGUAGGAGAUAUCAGGGGAAAUUAUCGAACCCGAAGCCCCAAAGCAGUUUUUCUCCUGCCAGAUCACAACAGUCCUUAAAUUCAGGCGUGCAGAGAAAGUUGGAACUGAAUAAUCAGGAUACAACUAAAAAUGACAAAAACCAGAAGAAUGACGUGAAGCAACAGCCGAAGUAUCGGCCACCUGGAUUGAAUGGACCGAAUAAGCAUUCGGGUAACUUGGGUAAAACAAAGGCAGUUUCAUACGCAGCCGAAAAGCUCGGAAACAUGGCACUGUCCCCCAGCACUCGGCUGCUCACAAAGCGCUCGUCUAUGCCGCCGCCAAUGAAAGCCGGAGGAUGGGAUUUGUUGGCGGGCCGUUCGCAAGAAACUGGUCUUCCAAGAAGGUCUUAUACCAGGAAAGUAGCUGGAUAAAUAAAAACAAACCAUCCGUUUGUUUGCCAUGCAUGAAGUUUGGUCGAUGAAUUACGUUUGGAUAGAUACACUAUCAUCUUUACCUGCUUGGCGUAGAAUAUUACGUCCCAUAUUGAGUAUCGUGCUUUCUCCUUUUCUUUUCCGUGCUUUCCCAUCUUCGUGUUGGUGUGAUUAUGUUUGGUUGGAUGUGUUGAAGUAUUGUUGAUGACUUGAGAUGAAUCGAUGCAGUAUAAACGAGGCAACAUGUAUCUGUAUUUGGUCAUGUACAUUCAUUCUUGAGAUGAAAAGAACAUAUUAUCUAUUGAUGCUUGUACUAACAUGCCAGCAGUCUAACACAAAAGUGCCAAGUAUUUACUUACAUGGCUUUCAAAAUGUGUAUUUCACUUGUGCUUCCGAAAAUCAUGAUUGAUCUCUUGAUGUUUAACAUAUAUGCAUUUUGUUUUCAGUUACUAGUCACGAGUGCAUAUAUACAUUUGUUUUCAGUCAUGAA
Molecule: messenger RNA, 2219 nt
Organism: Striga asiatica
Lineage: Eukaryota; Viridiplantae; Streptophyta; Magnoliopsida; Lamiales; Orobanchaceae
Source: the annotation of a GenBank genome assembly